UAGGAGGAUCGUAUCCGCUAGGAAAAUGGCAAGCGUUUGCAAGCUAAGUGUGUCAUUCCACCCGAAUGCUCGGGCGAAUUUUCGAUCUAGAGUGCACAGGGCGAGUGUUUUGCGUCCACUUUGCUGCAACACUGGCACUCCGAGCUCCCUGGAGAAUUCUCCUUCUCCUCCAAAGAAUCGGGAGACAAAGCUACUGAGCUCGUUAGAUUCGUACUUCAGCAAGCUCCAAAACAAGAGUAGCGCUGCGAAAGACGUUGCGGUGGAGAAUUCGGCAAGCUCCGGGGCUGUGAUCGAGGAUUCGAAGAAUACGUCCAGGGAUUUACAAGGACUCGACGCUCUCAAUGCCUACUUCGACAAAAUGCAAGUUCCAGCCACCAAAGACGUUCCGAAAGAAGUGCCCAAAGCUCCAGUAGAAGAAGAUGAGAAAGUUCUUAGUUUUCUACACGAGCUAGACAAAAGCUUUCAAAAGGACGACGCUAAAACUCUUCCUACGGACUUUGCUCCAAGAAAUGCUUCUACUUUCACGAAUGUGAUCAUAGGUGUAAAUGCCGCUGUCUUUCUCUUUGGUCUCGCGAGCCCCGUUCAAACUCCCGAGAUGGUCGAAGUUCCUCUCCCGUUUCUAGUCGGAGCUAAGAUCAACUCCCUCAUUGCGGAUGGACAGUGGUGGAGACUAGUCACUCCAAUGUUCUUGCACGAUGGUCUCAUCCAUAUCGGCCUCGGUGCCUGGGCUCUACUCUCCUUCGGUCCGGGAGUGGAGUCCGUCUAUGGUCCGGCCGGGUUUUGUAUGAUCUAUCUACUUGGAGGAAUUUUCGGGAACAUCACGAGUUAUUUCCUCACUCCAGCUCCAACAGUCGGUGGCACUGGUCCUCUUUACGCUCUAGUCGCUGCAUGGGCCGUCUACAUUGUCCAGAACCGCCAGAGUUUCGGCAAAGAGAUGCAAGCAGGGAUCACGAGUGACGUGAUACAAAAGAUCCUCGUUAUGAGCGCUCUACACUUGGCUUUGACGGAUGCGUUGCCUGCUGAUAACUGGACUCAUGUUGGUGCGGCAGCAGUAGGCACUUUGUUUGGUCUUUUGGCUACUCCAAAAGCCGGUCAAAUGAAUACCCGGCUAGAAGAUCUUGAUGACAACAUGGUAAUGUCUGGCGAAGCUCCGGAGUUCCAGCGCUUGACGCAGGCCUUCGCGCUUUGCAUGGGAGUGUUUUUUGUUCUUUAUAGCUUUGGAAGUCCUGCAGCAAGCGAGAUGCUACGAGUUCUCUCGCAGGAGAACGACACGGAUUUCCUGUAGUCGUAGCGCUUGGGCUUCUCAAAUGGUGACGCUCGAAACGAGAUAAGGUGGACAAGGAUGCAUUGGACAACUCGUCUCCCUCGAAGGAUGUUCGAAU
Selaginella moellendorffii is the source of this 1382-nucleotide messenger RNA. RefSeq names its product RHOMBOID-like protein 9, chloroplastic. The record is from RefSeq and is a predicted model, not a curated record. Gene Ontology annotation, cellular component: membrane. The transcript has 7 exons. The coding region runs from base 26 to 1285 and encodes 419 amino acids. Lineage: Eukaryota; Viridiplantae; Streptophyta; Lycopodiopsida; Selaginellales; Selaginellaceae. Gene Ontology annotation, molecular function: serine-type endopeptidase activity.